This is a messenger RNA of Closterium sp. NIES-67, 2079 nucleotides long. The record is from the annotation of a GenBank genome assembly. Lineage: Eukaryota; Viridiplantae; Streptophyta; Zygnematophyceae; Desmidiales; Closteriaceae.
CGGGACGAGGUUCAAUUUCAACAAAUGAGCUGGCGAGUCGAGCCUCGGCCAAAACAAGCCAAUUAUAGCAGCACGCCCUAAUACGCAUAUACCCCUCUCGCAGAAGGCUGUAGCACGCACCCCGUUCCUCACCCCCGACCAUCACUUCUUCCCAAUCCAUCAUCCUCCCGAGGCUUCAGGGUCUCAGAAUUCCAGUUUAGGGUUCCACAGCCAAGCUUGCAUGCAAAACGGCUACUACUACGGCACUACUACUAUGCGGCGCUAGCCAGCGGGCCUCGAGAAAAGCUACCUCCCUUUCCGCCCCGCCACUCCGCGUGAUGCUGCCGCCUCGUCGCCGCGCUCGCCCCCAGUUUGCCGACCGCCACGCGGACCGCCACUCCGACCGCCAUGCCCUGCUGCGCUUGCGCCGCUGCCCUUGCGCGGUCGCCCUCUCGCUCCUCGCGCUCUCCAUCUCCGCCCUCCUGCUGCUCUACUCCCCCGCGCCUCUCUCCUCCCCGCGCCUCCCCGCGCGCAACCACUCCGCCCUCGCCAGUACAUCCCCCCUCGCUGCGCGCGUUGCCGCAGGCGGGGCGGUGAGCUGGGCGCGGCGGGCAUGGCGGGGGCAAGCGGGGGGAGCUGCAGAAGGGGAGGACGGGGAGGGGGAGGCGUCGGGGGGAGGGCAGGCGGGGAUGGCGCGGCGGAGGCAGCUGUGGGCGCGGGGCCGCCCGUUUCAAGGCGCGGGGGGGCGGUUGUGGCCGGGGAGGGUGUGGCGGGAUGAGGAGAGACGGAGAAUCCAGGCGCACGGGGGGGGCGUGCUGUACGUGGCGGGGGAACGGCGGUACUACUGGUAUGGGGAGAACAAGGAGGGCGAGACAUACGCAGUCAAGGGGUCGCUGGAACGGGUGGACGUGGUGGGCAUCAGCUGCUACUCCUCCUCCGACCUCCUGCACUGGACGCCCCACGGGGUGGUGCUGGCGCCCAACACGCGCGACCCCUCCAGCGACCUGCACGUGAGCCGAGUCAUGGAGCGCCCCAAGGUGCUGUUCAACGCGGCCUCGCGCCGCUACGUCAUGUGGCUGCAUGUGGACGACGCCGCUUAUGACCUCGCCAGCACUGGCGUCGCCAUCAGCGACCAACCACAAGGGCCCUUUAGGUACAUGGGCCGGUUCCGCCCUAAUGGGCAGGAAAGCCGCGACAUGACGGUGUUUCAGGACGAUGACGGCACGGCGUACGUGGUGUAUGCAAGUGAGAUGAACGCCGUGCUGCACAUCGCACGCCUCACCCCGGACUAUCUCGACGUCGAUGGUGGCUUCGUGCGCCGCUUCGUGGGGCGGUCCAGAGAAGCACCUGCUGUCUUCAAAUACCAACAACAUUACUUCCUGUUGACGUCAGCAUGCACAGGGUGGGACCCAAACGAGGCUGAGGUGCAUGUGGCGUCUCACAUGAUGGCCGACUGGCGGCUGCUGGGCACCCCAUGCUCCCACAACCACCAGCAGCUCCAGCAUCAGCAGCAGCAGCAGCAGGAGUGGGCGUGGCACGGGCAGUCCAUGCGUGCUCGCAGUGGUGCAUCACGCCCCCCCCCCUCGUGUAGAACCACCUUUGAGUCACAAGGCACGUUUGUGCUAGCUCUGCCCAACGCCCCGCCCGGUGUAUUUGUGUUCCUAGCAGACCGGUGGAACAAGCAUGACUUAGCGGACUCACGCUAUGUCUGGCUGCCCCUGCACCUGGUCGGCAAUGCGAGUGGCCCUACUCCUAGGGUUUGGUGGGGGGAGCACAGGGACGGAGUGGUGGGUUUGCAACAAGGUGCGGUGGAGAGCGGUGCUGUGGCACGUGCGGUGAUUACAUGGCACGAGAGCUGGGAACUGCCACAGGCGUGGUUGCAUAAAGCAGAGACUGCUGCUACCAACUCAGCGUAACUUAAGACAAAAGAGAGUACACCUGCCUCACUGUCACAACAGUAGUACCGGUACAUGUGUACCGUAUGCUAUGCUGUCAAGGCUCCAGCAAGGAAUCUCCAUGUGAGAAAUCCACAACAGUACCAACUACCCCUUGGUAAUGUGUGUAACAGUGACACUAUAAUCUUGUACUGUACAUGUAGAC